AUGGAUCCUGUUUUAACAAGGCAUUUUAAAUGUAAUGAUCACAAAUAUGAUUCAAAAAAAAACACAAUGUAUAUAACAAAAAGAAGAAGUUUACAUAACAAUACAUUUGAUUUAUAAUCAAGCAGAGAUUAAUCGUAUGGAUAUUUCAAUUAAUAAAUAAACUACGUACAUUAUAUAGUAUGCUAAGUGUGCAGUUGAUUAUUAUGAUGUUUCAAUGCCAAAACAUACUUAAAAGGGUUUUUCAACUCCUGUUAAGAAACUUAAGUAAUCUCCAAAGAGAAGUAAUUCAUAUCAUUUCCAUUCACAACCAAAGCAUAAUUGUAAAAUACUAAAAUUUGAAGGUUAUAUUUCAAGAGAAUCACCUUUCAGGAACUGGAUAGGAAAUAUGAACAAAUCAUAAGCAUCCAGAGUAUCCCAAAUUUAACGUAUUCAUGUAAUUAUUAUACAUAAUAUAGAAUUAAGUAAAGAUUAUAGAAAAGAAUUAAAAAAGUGAAUCAUAUCAACUUUAAGAAUAUUUAAAUGCAGUUAAUAAUAGAAUUUUAUGGAACUCCCUACCUAGAGUCUUUAAUUAUUAAAAAUGUUAAACUCCAGAUAUUUUAAAAGGAGCAAGAGAAAGAAUCAAAAAGUUCUGAUUCUUAACCAUUAUUGAUUUGUUUAUAAUUUCAUUUUCAUAGAUCAUAG
Paramecium sonneborni is the source of this 681-nucleotide messenger RNA. Lineage: Eukaryota; Ciliophora; Oligohymenophorea; Peniculida; Parameciidae. The record is from the annotation of a GenBank genome assembly.